Messenger RNA from Zasmidium cellare ATCC 36951, 2310 nucleotides. RefSeq lists its product as uncharacterized. The coding region runs from base 1 to 2310 and encodes 769 amino acids. The transcript has a single exon. Gene Ontology annotation, molecular function: translation elongation factor activity; GTP binding; GTPase activity. Gene Ontology annotation, biological process: mitochondrial translational elongation. Lineage: Eukaryota; Fungi; Ascomycota; Dothideomycetes; Mycosphaerellales; Mycosphaerellaceae. The record is from RefSeq and is a predicted model, not a curated record. Gene Ontology annotation, cellular component: mitochondrion.
AUGGCAGCAGCCCUCCCUAUUUCACAACCAUCCAUCAGAGGCCAGAACCACAACAGAAUACAGUAUCAGUCGAGAAGAUGGAACGCGACUGCUGCAGCAGUGCAGGAAGCGGCAGUCCACGAUCCCACAUCGCUCUCACAGGAGGCCAUCGUCGAGAAUCUGGAUCCGAAAGAGGCAGCACGACUAGACAAAGUUCGCAACAUUGGUAUCGCGGCGCAUAUCGAUUCGGGCAAGACGACAGCAACAGAAAGAGUCCUGUUCUAUACUGGGCGGAUUAAGGAUAUUCAUGAGGUCAGAGGAAGAGACAAUGUUGGCGCAAAGAUGGACAGCAUGGACUUGGAGAGAGAGAAGGGUAUUACUAUCCAAUCUGCUGCAACAUUCUGCGAUUGGGUCAAGAAGACUCCAGAUCCUGUCACUGGCGAACUGAAAGACGAGAAAUACCACAUCAACUUGAUCGAUACCCCCGGACAUAUUGACUUCACCAUUGAAGUGGAAAGAGCGUUGCGAGUACUGGAUGGCGCCGUUAUGAUUCUGUGUGCUGUGAGCGGUGUUCAGAGUCAGACAGUCACCGUCGAUCGUCAGAUGAAGCGAUACAACGUUCCUAGGAUAUCCUUUGUGAACAAAAUGGACCGAGCUGGAGCCAACCCCUGGAAGGCAGUCGAUGGUAUCAGCCAGAAGCUGAGAUUGCCAGCCGCAGCAGUCCAGAUUCCGAUCGGUGUCGAAGACGAGUUCAAGGGCGUAGUUGACCUCAUCAGAAUGAAGGCAAUGUACUCCGAGGGCUACAAGGGAGAAGAGAUUCGCGAAGAUGAGGUUCCGGCUGAUUUGAAGGAGCUUGCUCAACAAAAGAGAGACCUCCUGAUUGAGACUCUGGCAGAUGUCGACGAGGAGAUCGCAAACGUCUUUUUGGAGGAGCAGACCCCUUCACCCGAGGAGAUCAAAGCUGCCAUCCGCCGUGCCACCAUCUCACUCAAAUUCACCCCAGUUUUCAUGGGCUCUGCUCUUGCCGACAAAGCUGUGCAGCCUAUGCUUGAUGGCGUCGUCGACUACCUCCCCAACCCGUCAGAAGUUGAGAACUUGGCUUUGGAUCGAAAGCGAGAUGAAGCUUCUGUCAAGCUCGUAUCGUACAACUCCUUGCCAUUCGUUGGUCUGGCCUUCAAGCUUGAAGAGUCCAACUUCGGCCAGCUCACCUACGUCCGCGUAUACCAAGGUUCACUGCGCAAGGGCCAAAACGUCUUCAACGCACGAACGGGGCAGAAGGUGAAGAUUCCACGUAUUGUACGAAUGCACUCCAACGAAAUGGAGGAAGUGCAGGAAAUCGGCGCUGGAGAAAUCUGUGCCGUCUUCGGUGUUGACUGUGCAUCUGGGGAUACCUUCACCGAGGGCGGUCUGGGCUACUCCAUGACCAGCAUGUUCGUUCCAGACCCUGUCAUCUCCCUCUCUAUCAAGCCGAAAAACACCAAGGACACCCCGAAUUUCAGCAAGGCCAUCUCUCGUUUCCAGCGCGAGGACCCUACAUUCCGAGUCCAUGUGGAUACUGAAUCUGGAGAGAGCAUCAUCAGCGGUAUGGGCGAAUUGCAUCUCGACAUCUACGUCGAGCGCAUGAAGCGUGAAUACAAGGUCGAAGUCGUCACUGGACAGCCACAAGUCGCAUACCGAGAGACUCUCCAACAACACGUUCCAUUCGACCACCUGCUCAAGAAGCAGACUGGAGGUGCUGGUGACUACGCUCGUGUCGUCGGUUACAUCGAACCCACUGGCCAGCUUGGUGAGAACAAAUUCGAGUCCCAGAUUGUUGGAGGUACCAUCUCUGAGAAGUAUCUCUUUGCUUGCGACAAGGGUUUCCAAGAGUCGUGCAGGAACGGGCCAUUACUUGGCCACAGGGUUCUCGGUGCCAGCAUGGUCAUCAAUGACGGAGCAACCCAUAUGACAGAUUCCAGCGAAAUGGCUUUCAAGAACGCUACCCAGCAAGCCUUCCGAAAAGCUUUCAUCGCUGCCCAGCCCCAGGUGCUCGAGCCGCUCAUGAAGACGACCAUCACAGCACCAAAUGAAUUCCAAGGCAAUGUCGUCGGAUUAAUGAACAAGCGCAAUGCUGUCAUCAACGAUACAGAGAUUGGUCCAGAGGAGUUUACUUUGCAGGCUGACUGUUCGCUCAAUGGCAUGUUCGGUUUCUCAUCACAACUGAGAGCUGCCACUCAAGGGAAGGGCGAGUUCUCGAUGGAGUUCUCGCACUAUGCACCGGCGCCCAUGCAGCUGCAAAAGGAAUUGAUUGCCAAGCACGAGAAGGAGAGGGCGGAGAAGAACAAGAAGUAG